CAUUUAUUUCUUGUGUCUUUUUUUUUUAAAGGGGAAAAAAACCCAACCUUUCUUGUAAAAGAGCCAGUGUUGAACCUGUCUGUGUGGAGGAAGCCACACCAGGAGCUUUGCAAGCUGCAAGACAGGGCCACUGCCUAGAAGAUGUAAGAAGCCGGGGAAGAAUCUGGCCCCUGGGAGUGGCACUGGCUUUGUGCGUGUGUGUGCAUGUGUGUGUGCAGCCUCCCACUCCAGCUGCAGCUCUCUCUCUCUUUUUUUUUUUUGGAUGCUGUGCAGUUCCCUUUCUGUGAAAUGCUUUUUUGGUUGAAAGAAGAAGAGAUGUCACAUCAGGAGCUAACCCAGAGACUAGCUACAGUCAUCACUCAUGUGGAUGAAAUCAUGCAGCAGGAGAUAAGGCCGCUGGUUGCAGUGGACAUAAUAGAACAGCUCCACCGGCAAUUUGCUAUCCUGUCAGGAGGAAGAGGGAAGGACGGGGCACCCAUCAUCACCUUCCCAGAGUAUGCAGGGUUCAGCGAGAUACCUGACGAGGACUUUCUGAAUGUGGUGACAUAUUUAACCAGCAUUCCCAGCCUGGAGGCUGCCAGCAUCGGAUUCAUCAUCAUUAUAGACAGACGACGGGACAAAUGGAGCGCGGUAAAGGCGUCCCUGACACGGAUAGCAGGUGCGUUUCCAGGGAACCUGCAGCUGGUGUUUGUCCUGCGGCCCUCCCGCUUUAUCCAGAGGACAAUCGCUGACAUCGGCAUUAAACUCUACCGAGAUGACUUUAAAAUGAAGGUACCGAUCAUCAUGUUAAAUUCUGUUUCUGAUCUACAUGGCUAUAUUGACAAAAGUCAGCUCACCCGGGAACUUGGGGGGACUCUGGAAUACGGCCACAGCCAAUGGAUACACCAUCGAACUGCUAUCGAGAACUUUGCAAUGACCGUGAAAACAACGGCACAGAUGCUGCAGACUUUUGGAACGGACCUGGCCGAGACUGAACUUCCCAACGACGUGCAGUGCACCGAGGAGCUCCUGUCCUCCCACACAGACCAGCACGACAAGCUGAAGGAUGAGCUGAAACUAGCUGUGAAGCAGGGGGCCACGCUGCUGACGUGCAUUAGAGAGCCAGUCACACGAAGCGCCACUAGCAAACUCAGCCCGGACGAGCUGGAAAAUGUAGCAACUGUGGAAAGGUUAUUGGCUCAGUUGGAUGAGACAGAAAAAGCCUUUGAUCAGUUUUGGUCCAAGCAUCACCUAAAGUUAGAACAGUGCCUACAGCUCCGACACUUCGAGCAUGAUUUCAGAGAGGUAAAACUGGCAUUAGAUAGCCUGAUGGAAGCCCAGGCCGGGUUCACUGACAUCGGAGACAGCGUGGCUCGUGUGGAUCACCUCCUGAAGGAGCAGAAACAACUGGAAGAGAAGGGACAGGAACCUUUGGAAAAGGCCCAGUCUUUAGCUGUCCAUGGAGACCAGCUCAUCCAAAACAACCACUACGCAGUUGACUCCAUCAGGCCAAAAUGUGUUGAACUCAGGCGUAUCUGUGACGACUUUACCAAUGAGACCAAGAAAAAAUACGAUAUUUUGGGGAAGUCCCUCGAGCUGCAUAAACAAAUAGACAAGGCGAGCCAGUGGUGUGAAGCUGGAAUCUACCUCUUAGCUUCCCAAGCUGUGGACAAGUGCCAGUCACAAGAGGGAGCUGAAACUGCACUUUGUGAAAUAGAGAAAUUUCUGGCAACUGCGAAGGAACACCAGCUCUCCAACCCGAAAGAGUUUUAUAAUCAGUUCGAUAUGAUUCUCACCCCUGAAAUCAAGACCAAUGCCCAAAGGAUCCUCCAGAAACUGGAAGACGUGCAAGAAAUGUUCGACAAGAGGCAAGUGAGUCUGAAGAAGCUGGCAGCCAAGCAGACUCGGCCGGUGCAGCCUGUCGCCCCGCAUCCCGAGUCUUCCCCGAAGCGAGCCUCACCUAAGACCACCAGACCAGCAACGUUAGCCACCAACAGGAGAUCAGCAGAAAUUCCUUGUCCUCCAAAGUCCAUCUCUGAAGCAGACUUGUCAAAAAAGAAAAACAUUAAGAAGACCAAAGGUGGAAUUAAGAUUGAAGUGAUGCAUGAAGCCAGUCAAGGUGGGUCCAGCCGAAUCUUAGUGAUGAGUGAAAGCGACGAGAAUCUUUCCAGUAGGAGAAGCCACAUAAUAAAUGAGCUGAUAGAAACCGAACGGGUUUACGUAGAAGAACUACAAAGUAUAAUAGAGGGCUAUGCUUCAGAGAUGGACAAUCCUGACUUGAUGCAUCUGAUCCCAUCUGCUCUUCAGAACAAAAAAGAAGUUCUUUUUGGGAACCUUCCUGAAAUCUAUGACUUUCACAACAGAAUUUUCCUCAAGGAGCUGGAAAAUUGUGUUGAAAACCCUGAGCUGCUUGGCCGAUGCUUUUUAAAAAGAAAAGAGGAUCUCCAAAUAUAUGAAAAAUACUGUCAGAAUAAGCCAAGGUCUGAAGCUCUCUGGAGGCAAUGUGCAGACAACCUCUUCUUUCAGGAAUGCCAGCGUAAAUUGGAUCAUAAACUCUCAUUAGAUGCGUAUCUCUUAAAGCCAGUUCAAAGAAUCACAAAGUACCAGCUGCUUUUAAAGGAAAUGCUGAAAUGUAGCAAGAAUUCAGAAGGCACCGCUGAACUGGAAGAAGCUCUGGCCACAAUGCUUGAUAUCAUCAAGUCUGUCAAUGACUCUAUGCAUCAGAUAGCGAUCACGGGAUAUGAGGGUGAUGUGAAUGAGCUUGGUAAGCUGCUGAUGCAGGGCUCCUUCAAUGUCUGGACUGACCACAAGAAGGGUCACAACAAGGUGAAGGACUUGGCAAGGUUCAAGCCAAUGCAAAGGCAUCUCUUCCUCUAUGCCAAGAUGCUGCUCUUCUGCAAGAAACGGGAGGAAAACACAGAUGGCCAUGAGAAGACACCUUCCUACAGCUUUAAAAACUCAUUAAAGAUGAGUACCGUCGGCAUCACGGAAAAUGUGAAGGGUGAUAACAAGAAGUUUGAGAUCUGGUAUAAUGGCAGGGAGGAGGUCUAUAUCAUUCAGGCAUCUUCUGUUGAGCUGAAAAACAUCUGGGUUUCUGAGAUUCGGAAGGUCCUAACAGGACAGCUGGAAGCAUGCAGAGAAGCAAGCCAGCUACACCAAAGAAUCACCGAGAGCGUUUACCAUGCACCGAUGAAUUCCUCCAACAUAUCCAGGUUUAGCAGGAAGUCGUCGAGUUUAUACGAAAACAAAUCUGAGACAUCAAGCCUGGAGAUGUCCAACAACAGGAACAGGAACUCCAGUCCCAGCACCAGACAAAAGAGAGAUGCAGAAGCUAAGGAGAGAGAAGUCACCCGCCGCUUUUCCCUAGCCUCCUCCAUCAACACCACAGUUAACACAUCUGCUCUGACCAAAGGUCCCCUUGGUCCUGCAGUUAAAGUCAAGAGGCAUGAAAUAAAGAGCGAUCCAACUCCCCUGGGGUUUGAAGAUGCUUUUGAGAACACCAUAUUGGCCCAGACUAAAGGUAAUACCAGUUCCACCACAAGGCCAGUACCUAGAUCUGCUUCACAGACAGGUUGGCCCAGCAGACAGAUGCCAUCACUAGACACAUUCGAGGAUUUUGAAGCUAUCCCCUCCAGCACUGAUGAGCUCUCUAACUCUUCUGACAUGGAGGAAGAGACCAACGCUAACAAUGUGUCCAACCUCUUUCGGGUAGAAGGCAGCUUUGAAACCUGUUUUCCAGAGUCCCUUGCUCUAGAGGAUGGAGAUUUAGUGCAGUUUGUACAGGAGGGAGAAAACGGACAAUGGCUAGUCAAGAAGCUGGUGUCUGAGAAAAGCGACUGGGUUCCUUCCAGUGUGUUACAGCCAGCAGACGGGCAUAGUAACAACUUGCUUAGGAACAGCAAUGCAGAAGCGUACAACGAUGCCUGCAACACGACCGCCGCAGAAUCGGCCAUGAAGGAAAGUGAGGUGGCCAGGAGCUUAACAGCAGAGCAGAGGGCUGGAAGUUGAGUCACGGGGCUGUGACCUCCUCAGGACUCCAGGCUCUUGUUUGUUGGUUAGGGGUGGAUGCUGGACCAAGUUGCCUUUCUCACCAGCUCUGAGCUUCAGAGUUUCUUCCAUCUUCAUCAGCAUGAACAGAGGAGAACUGCUGGGUCCAGCUGACAAGCUGAAAGACUUGAAGAAGCACUAGACAUUAAAAACAAGCGCAUCAGAACCAUCUUCAGUAUUAAACAGGAAUUGAUAAAUGCUUCUCGCAUUGGUUAGCAAACUGUUCGAGAGGAUGUGGCCUAAAUUAGGUCGACAGCAGAAUGAAAAGCUACUAUGCACCCACCUUUUGGCAACCUUGCUUGGGUUCUUUCCAAGGGAUGGAUCUGUGGUCACCAGUUCCUGCUCCACUGGGGAAUCGCCUGGCAUUUUUCCAUUUGUCUGGCUCUGCUGCUGUGCCUUUCCCUGACUCCCCUCAUUCCAGAAGAUAGACCAUGAAUAUAUCCAGUCAUUCCUAAUGGAUCAUCAGGAGCAAGAACCUAAGAUUUGCAGGGAAGUGGUGAUGGAAAAACUCAUGCCAACUCAAGACUAUCAGCGAAGCUGAGCCCCGCCAUGGCGUGACUGCUUUGACAGUGGUGCGGUGAACGAUUGUCUGUUUACAGGAUCUGUGGAUGACACAGGUUGGCAACUUCUGGCCAAGAGAUGGAGUUUCAAGGUUAAGUGGCGAACAAAGACGUGAUGAUGACUGUGCCGAAGGACCGGCUGAGCUCUUCUUACAGUAUAAACAGAUUCCUUCCCUCUACCGUGGUUGCUGGAUCACAUCCCUCUGCAUUUGGUGCUGAUAAUUUCAUAGAGCGGCAUUUAAAGUUACCCAUUUGAGUACACUGCAUGCUUGCACUUCCAUUGUGUGCUGGGCUAUGGAGUAGGUACAGUUCAUUCCCAUAUCGUAUCCAAAUAUACUUAAGCAUUUGCUAAUAGGCUGGUGAGUGUUAGAAACACUGAUGAGUGGAUAAAGUGUUAUUGUUAAUUGCUUCUUUCCAGGACGUUUUUAUUAAGGACUGUACCAAAUCUCGGUCACAUUAGGAUGAAUGUCGACCUUUUACAGAAGUUAGUAAUUCCUGUACAAGCCAUUAGCUCAUUCAGAGCAAGUCUGAAGGCAUGUGCAUGGAGGUAUUUUGAUGCUAAACCAGAAUUUUCAAGCCCACAAAGCUGCUAGUCCCUUACGUGUUGCAAAACUAAAUAUUCAUCUAGGACUGUGCAUAGAGGAAAAGACCAGUCUGGAAGAAAUUACCCUGGAGAGCUCAAAAGUCAGGGAUUGGUUUUCCCCACCAGUGACUGUUUUUUCCCCCUCCCCAUGACUAAUGAUGCUUCAAGUAAAUAAUAGACAAAAGUGGAAAAAAGGCUAAACCAGGAACACUAUGAAUUGCACCAUUAGGCAGAAUAAUAGCAUGAAAUAAUCAUGCUUUGAAGUCACCACUGUUGCACUGAGAUACAGUGUGGGCUCAUUUAGUGCUGGUAAUAGAUUUCAUUUACCUUUCAAGGAUAGCUGGGGCCAAAAACUGCCCUGAGGAACAUACAAAAGUCCUGCUAAAUCCCCUAGAGCAGGGGUGUCGAACUCAUGUGCCGUAUAAGCCAGAUGAUGGGCAUCUCUGGGCUGGUCUGUGGGCCGGACUGGGACCAACCCUCCGUGGAGCAGUCACAGUGCCGGGUCCGGCCCACGCACCGCACACAGCACGUACCAUGGCAUGGGGCAUGUCUGCAGCACCCGGGCUGGACCCAGUGCUGCAAUGGCACUGGGAGGGCUGGUCUGGGGUGCCUGUUCCCCAGCCCCCCUGUGCUGUGCGUAGCACUGGGUUUAGCUUGCGUUGCAUGGGCAGCACUUGUGUGUGCAGCAAGUCCUGGGGCCAGCACAUGCUGCAUACAGUGCAUGGGGCUAGACCAACCCUAGACACUGGUUCUGGGUCUGGCGGGCACCGGAUGGAGCGUGAGCCUCAUGCUGGCCCUCUGUGCCACAUGCAACGUGUGGGGCUGGAGGCAGUGACCCACGGGCCAAGUCGUACAGAUCCGGCCUGCGGGCCGUAUGUUUGGCACCCGUGCCCUAGAAUCACAUGAGCAGCUUGAAGGCAGAGGCUGAGUCCCUUUGGUCCCCAAAUACAGUUACAGGUUUGUGCAGUGAAAUCAUUCCCACUCAUCCCCACAGAAUAGCUUCACCUCGGUUUCCUUGUUACUUCAGCGACGGGGACACUGUCUGGUAACGGGGCCUCUCCUCACCCUUGCCACCCCCUGAAUGUGCCGUGCGGGGCUGGAGAGGUUGUACUGCACAGCGGUGUGCGCGGAGGGGUUUCCUCUGUGCACGUGAACUUGCCAAAACAAAGGGUGUCAUUGUUGUAUUAUUGUUAUAUGAAAGCCAAAAAUCGCACUUUGGAUUCUCCCUAGAGGAACAGGUAAGAUCCAAACCAUCAUUGGUAAAACAUCAGUCUGUCUGCUGGUGACGCAGGUGGGAAGUCAGGAGUCACAGAAUCACAGAAAAUUCAAGUUGAAGGGACCCCAGGAGGUCACAGCUAGUCCGAUCCCCUGCUCAAAGCAGGACCAGCCCCAAAUACAUCAUCCCAGUCAAGGCUUUGUCUGCCUACGUCAGCUCUAUCUCAGCCUCUGCCAUUUGUAGUGCGAUCAGAGGUAAGUCUCUUCCCUCCUGAGGACCUCUGCUUCUGCGUGUGUCAAAUGCGGGAAUGACACUGCUGUUUCCACUCGCCUGUGCCCCUCAGUUGGGCGAUCUCUGCCAGGCAGCCCAUCAAGAAGCCCAUUCCCUCUUGGGGCAGCAAAGCAGCAGGCUGCCAUCACUGCCUACACCCCACACGCACCUUGGCACUCCCAGUAUGUUACCAGUUGCCUAUUACCUGGAUACACUGGGAUGGUGGGGCAGAGCAGGCUCCUUCCCUCCAGACCACAAAGACAGCAGCCACAAAAUUACAGUGUGGAUUGUAACUACUUUUCCCCACCACCUUUUUUUUAAACAAUUUUUGCAGGGUUUUUUUUUUUUUUUCCUCUGCUCUGUCAACAAUAUUUCAAGGUUUGUCAUGUUGACCAAGGUUUAUAUGUCAUGUUAUUUUUAUGAUGGAGAAAGUCUCAUACUAUCGCAUUUACUGAUAAAAUCCAAAGACUUUGAUUUCUUGAGGAAUCAAAAAUAAAGCUGAGGACAAUUCUAAAUGAGUAGAUAGAGAAAGAUUGUAUUUUGGCUUUGCUAACAUGAUAGUCCAGGGUUCAGUGACCGUCCAUUUUGCUUCUUUGGCCGCCAAGACAAUCUUUUAAUUGAUGUGGUUCUUUGUGGCCAACCAGGACUUAAUAACAUGAUGGAUACCCGGUCCAAAGUCUAGAGGAUGAUUUAGGAGCAGAGUUAAGAUUCAGCAAGGCGAAUGCAUUAGGGAACAGCCGUGUUGGAAGCAGCUCUUCCCACAAGUUCAUUGUCUUCUCUUCUCUUCCCACAUCACGAUGUGAAUCCCAGAAAGAUAUCCCUGUCUACACUGCAUGGAGAAGACAUGGUAGCUAAAGAGGUGUUUAAGAGUAGUGGCUGCCAAAAGGUUUCAGCUAUUAGCAUAAACAAGGGGUAAGGCCAGGUCUGCGCUAUAAUAAUCGGCAUGUUUGAUCCUCCACUGCUUUUAAGGUCUCACCCCAUUAAGCAGAGAGCGGAGAAUCAGGGCCAUCAUGUCUAGACACAAUUAUAAACAAUUGUUGCCCAACUAAGUCCUAUCGUUGGCUUUUCUUGCCAGACUGAACAAAGAUUUAUGUGGUUUUGUGUUCCUGUUCCUUAAGUGAUUAAAAGCCAUUUUGACAGCCAGCCUUUUUUUUUAAGUGCUGAGAGAUCUCAAACAGGAUUGGGUUUCAGGAAGGUCAAGUGCUUCCCUUACAUAAUGCUUGAGGACUGGCUUGUUAUUAGACGAUCCAGUACUUAAAAAAAGCCAAAUUGUUGCAUUUUUCUGCAGCAGCUGAAGCUGAAAUAGCUGCUAAGAGUUCUUCUCGUAUGCUGAGAAUUGGUACAGUUUGUCAUUCUUGCAUAUUUCCAUGGUGUUGAUGACGACGACGAUGUAUUUGUAUAUUGUGAUUGAGAGAUAAUCAGACAGGUCAAAGCACAGGAUUCUCUUGAGGAAUCGCCUGUCUCCUUCCCCCCCCAGUCAAAGCUGAAUGUAUGAAUUUAUAACAAGUGUGCAAUGUUGGAAUUUCUGUAAAUAGGCUGUUCUGAAUGAUGUAGAACCACACUUUGUUUGGACUUUAUAAAAAUUAUAAAUACUGUAGUACAAAACA
Alligator mississippiensis (American alligator) is the source of this 8262-nucleotide messenger RNA. It is a transcript of the gene MCF2L2, whose product is annotated as MCF.2 cell line derived transforming sequence-like 2. The coding region runs from base 205 to 3987 and encodes 1260 amino acids. Gene Ontology annotation, cellular component: cytoplasm. Gene Ontology annotation, biological process: intracellular signal transduction. The record is from RefSeq and is a predicted model, not a curated record. Gene Ontology annotation, molecular function: protein binding; guanyl-nucleotide exchange factor activity. NCBI's taxonomy places the organism in Eukaryota, Metazoa, Chordata, Crocodylia, Alligatoridae. The transcript has 33 exons.